CGAGUUCUUCAUCUUUACAAACUUCAAUUUUCAAGUAGGAACACAGAAACCCGUGGCACACCAGUUGGAGGAAUUCCACCCUUUCUAUUGUAUUGUACUGUUCAUUUCCAAAUAGGUGCUUGUGCUAUUAAAAGAAUCACCACAUGAGUUAAGUUUUUGUAUUUUAUUAUAGCUCUAGAUAUAGAAAAUGUGAGAGCUUUGAACAGGGUGUGAUGUUGAUGAUAAAUAAAAUGGAGCAUUUCCAUGUAGAGGAGGAAAAAGCAGCUUCAAGGAAGAAAGACAUUGAAGCUUCUUGGUCACGUUUGCAUGUUCGUGCUCGACAUAGGCGCUCUAAGAGUGCUUCAGACAGGACUUCGGAUGUUUCAAGGGGUGGAGUUUUGCGUUUCACUUCUACAAAGAAACAGCCAAAUGAAAUGCAUGUGCUGCCACUUCCAAAGAAGGCAAGCUGUCCUCAAAGUCCCCUACAUAACAACUCUGCAUGUAUCAGCAAGAAUACUUCAACAAAACAGAGAGCCUCCUUGGAGAAAGAUAUUGAACUGCUUCAGUUACGCUUACAGCAAGAGAAAUCCAUGCGGGUUAUGCUCGAGAGAGCAAUGGGCCGGGCUUCAAGUACUCUAUCACCUGGACACAGGCAUUUUGCUGCUCAGACAAAGGAAUUGGUUGCGGAGAUUGAGUUACUUGAAGAAGAGGUUGCAAACCGUGAACAGCAUGUACUCACUCUUUAUAGAAGUAUUUUUGAACAAUGUGUUAGUCGACCCCCCUCCGAGCAGAACUCAGGCAUGGCUUCUCCUGCCCAUACAAAGCAAGGAUCAAGGAAACACCCAAGUAUUAUUUCAAGUGCAUUUUGUUCAUCAAAAAAAUUUCCACUGAGACCUUUGCAAGCUCUGAUUUCUGUAAAUGAUCUUGGGAAAAGAACCUCAAAGAGUAGUGAUACUCCUUUUUGUUGUGGAAAGCAUGACACUCCUUUUGAGAAGACAAGCUCAGACCAUGUUAAGGCACAUCAAAAGAUUCAAGUGAUGCAGAAAGCUGCAGUGCUGCGAACCCUGAAAGAUCAUCUGUACCAGUGUCCUAGCAAGUUGUCAGAGGAGAUGGUCAGAUGCAUGUCUGCAGUGUACUGCUGGCUUCGUUGUACAACAACUGUAAGUCCAGAGAAAAACCGAUCUCCCAUUUUGUCAAGGUCAUCAACUAAUGUUAUACUCCCCCGACGUGGUGUUGGAGAGGACCUGGAUUUUUCUUGCAAGUCAGUGGUUGAAAUAUCUCAGAUAUCAACUGAUAAGAGCCAAGUCUCAUGUGCCUCUUAUGCCAUCAAUAAUUAUAGAGCUCUAGUGGAACAACUGGAGAGGGUAACUGUGACCCAACUGGAAAACAACGCUCAAAUUGCAUUUUGGAUUAAUGUGUACAAUUCCCUUGUGAUGCAUGCAUAUUUAGCCUAUGGAAACCCCCACAGCCCAUUGAAAAGGUUAGCGCUGUUUCACAAGGCUGCAUACAACAUUGGUGGCCACACCAUAAGUGCAAGUACCAUAGAACAGUCAGUAUUUUGCUUCCGAACACCUCGAAUUGGACGAUGGCUGGAGACCAUCCUCUCUACUGCCUUGUGGAAAAAAUCAGGUGAAGAAAGACAACUUAUCAGUUCAAAAUUUGGUCUCCCAUAUUCUCAACCACUUGUCUGCUUUGCACUUUGUACUGGAGCUUUCUCUGAUCCUGUGCUAAAAGUCUACACAGCAGCAAACGUCAAAGAGGAACUCGAAGUUGCAAAGAGAGAAUUCCUCCAAGCAAAUGUAUUAGUAAAGAAGUCAAAGAAAGUGUUUCUGCCAAAAGUGGUUGAAAGGUUUGCAAGAGAAUCCUGUAUGAGCUCAGACACACUUCUGAAAUGGGUUAUGGAAAAUGUCGACAAAAAGCUCCAUGAUUCGAUGCAGAAAUGCAUCGAUCAUAAAUCUAACAAGAAACCAUCACAGGUUAUUGAAUGGUUACCUUACAGUUCAAGGUUCCGGUACGUGUUCUCCAAGGAUUUAACAGAGAAACCAUGGUGGAUAUGAAUUUCACCCCUCACUCCAAGAAGGUAUUUUCAAGUUUCAACCUGUCACUGUAAGUCCGGGACCAUAGCUCGUCAUUAACUCCAUUGUACAUCCUGACCUUUGCCAGGUUUUGAGUUUAAUUACGUGAACUAUUGAAUCUGUACCUAUAAUACUCAUUUAAGUUUCCUAGAGACAAACGAGAGUAGAUAAAUGUAGAAUGCCUUUUCAUUUAUUGCAAAUUGAGAUUCUUCUGUUGCUUUUCUCCCUCCUCUAAAAGUCCUGCAAUUUUUUUCCAC
Molecule: messenger RNA, 2311 nt
Organism: Rubroshorea leprosula
Lineage: Eukaryota; Viridiplantae; Streptophyta; Magnoliopsida; Malvales; Dipterocarpaceae
Source: the annotation of a GenBank genome assembly